Molecule: messenger RNA, 389 nt
Organism: Funneliformis mosseae
Lineage: Eukaryota; Fungi; Glomeromycota; Glomeromycetes; Glomerales; Glomeraceae
Source: the annotation of a GenBank genome assembly
CUGAGAUAGAGCAAGUGGUAGAUCUAAUAUCAAGACAGCCUAGAGUUGUUAAUAUUAGAAGUUGGCUUCACCAGCUAUUACGACAACCUAAUUCCAAUAUAUUCAUGACAGUUGACUCUGAAUUAGAACGGGAUAUGAGAUACAUGUGCGAAAGAUUUGGAUUAAUGAUAACCAUGUAUGGCCUUAAAAAGAAGAUUGAUUAUAAAUUGGAGGAUCCUGAAUUAGAAACUAACUUUACUAUCACCGAAUUUAUUCCACGAAAUGCUGAGAAGGAGGAAGCCUUUAAUGAAUUUAUCAAAGAAUACGGACAAAGAGAGGAGGACUGGACUAUUUAUGAUGAUGAUUGGCACGACUGGAAUGACCUUUUUUGUGAAAUUAAAACCCAUUGA